AUGCCCCGGAACCUCACGGAGCUCCCUGCAGAGAUAAUAAACGUCAUCACCAGCUACCUCCGAAAUAGAGAUAUAAAGACCCUGCGGUUAACGUGCAAACUACUCUGCAACACAGUCGAGCUCCGUUUGAAUCACGUCUUCCUGUCCGCGAACCCCCUCAACAUUGCCGUCUUUCUCGCCAUUGCGAACAGUGAGACAUUCCGACAUGGAGUCCAGGAGAUCAUCUGGGACGACGCUCGCUUCUAUAACCUUCCGGAUGCCGUCCCGUUUAAUGAGCCCGAUAAAGAGAGCGGGUGCCCCGAGUGGUUCGUCAGUCAAUGCAAGGAAAACAUUGAGAAUCGGUGGAUGCGCAAGGGCCCCAACAUCGAUCGGCACAUUGACCGUGCCAAGCAAAUCGCCGCCAAGAGCGGGAUGACGAUGCAGCAAAGCUGGCAGUAUUUCCAGACCCUAUGCCAACAGCAAGAGGAUGUGAUCCGGUUGAACAAGGACGCCGAGGCCCUUGCGUACGGCCUCCGCCGGCUUCCUGCCCUAAAGAGGGUAACCAUUACGCCUGCGGCCCAUGGCUGGAUCUUCGCACCACUGUACGAGACACCCAUGAUUCGCGCAUUUCCAGAGGGCUUCAACUACCCGAUCCCGCGUGGUUGGCCGCAUAUUCCCGGCGGGGAUUUGAAGCCCCAGCCGGGGCAGUGGGAGAUUGAAGGAGUACGCGAAGAGUUUCGCGGCUUUGGCAUCGCCACGCGCGCUCUCGCCGAAUAUCCGCAUCACCAAGUCUCGGAGUUUGUGAUCGACGUCAAUGGCCUCGACACCGGUCUCGAUUGCAGCGUUUUCAAAGAGCCAUGUGCCGAGUACGACGACUUUGCAACUCUACUCGGCCAUCCAGGCUUCACGCGGCUGGACCUUGCCCUUCUCGUCAACACCAUGGGGCUCCACCGCUGGCUGUCUUUCCACACAACCCACCUCCACCGCGCACUCUCGGCGGCCCACGCUCUCCAACACAUCAGCUUGCACACAACCGUCGCGCCAGACCCGCGCGCGCAACCCACCCCCCUGCGCACCGUGUUCCCCGCCGAAAACUGGCCCUCGCUCCGCCACUUCCAGCUCUCCGGUCUGAUCGUCGACAAGGACGAUCUCGUCGCCUUCCUAGCGACCCUCCUAACACGCACCCUGCGCUCCGUCCACCUCGGCUUCCUGUAUUUCCCCGAGGGACGCGGGUCGUGGCGGGCGCUGCUUGACGACAUGCGCGACAAGCUGGACUGGCGGGCGGCGGCAAACGAGAAGGAUCUGGCCGACCGCCGACGCAGGGUUAGAGUCACUCUGGCCACGCCGACACGGGACUACCAGAUCGGGCAUGCGGUGUGGAUCGAGGAAGAGGUGCAGGCGUUCUUGUACGGGAAUGGGGUGAAUCCGUUCUCGCCUGGCAGCGAGGAUACAAUAUCUUCUGGGUUUGGGGUUGUGCGCGAUAGCUUUGAGCCGGCGGAGUAG
Molecule: messenger RNA, 1482 nt
Organism: Aspergillus calidoustus
Lineage: Eukaryota; Fungi; Ascomycota; Eurotiomycetes; Eurotiales; Aspergillaceae
Source: the annotation of a GenBank genome assembly